UUAUAAUUUCCAUCUAACAGUCCAUGUUCGGCUAUAGCAGACUUGUCUAAUUGUCCUAGUCUAAAUUUACUUGUAACUUAUCCAAAUCAAAUAUGUUUUCAAAUACAAGUUGUUCAUCAAUUACAUUAAAUGCUUAAUAAAAUAUACCUUAAUAAGAUUUCAGUAAAUUGACGACCGACUCAUUCUCGCCUCCUGGUCUAUUCACCGAAAAUUUAUAAACUAUCCUCCUAUUUCUACAAAUCAAUAACAAAUUAAAUAUUGUCACAAUCCUUCCUAUUAAGCUACUCAGACGACAAAUGAACAGAAAUUUAAAUGAUCAAACUGUCUUACACAUUUAUUACAGUUAUCUUCCAUCAUAUGGAUACACUUGCGGAUAGAUGGCUCUGUCCCUUUUCGUUCACAUUGAAACACACUACACAAGCCACACUAUUUAAUUUAAAUUUUUAAAACAGGCACCGAGACUUCCAAUGGUGAAAUAAUAACUUAAUCUCAUUUUAUUGCAGUCCGCUUCUAUAAAUAAUGUAAGUGAGACUAGAGAAAAAGCAAAAGCUUCAAAGGCUGAUGAGGUGGAGAAAAAAGUAGAGCUUACACCUUUCAAUAAAUUGAUGCAAGCUUACAAUAACUCCCAUUUGGAAUUCCAUCGCAUGGUUACUGACAUGAUUGAUAAAAGUUACUUGGAAUUAAGCACGGACACCAAAAUGAGAUUCGAAGAAGCCCACAAAAAUGCUGCUGCUCUAGAAUUUUACAAAACUCUAAAGAAGGAAGUAGAAGAUAUAUAUGAAACGGCUUUGGCGACAAGAAAAAUUAAAGAAAAACUAGUAGUUGCUGACAUUGAUGAGGAUCAUAAGUGUUACGCAUCCAAAUUAGUUGACUUACAAGAAUUGAUUAAGAUAUCUGAGGGGAAACUGCUAACAAAGAAAGAAUACGACAAUGCAAUUAAAAAGUUGAGAGAUUCUAAUGAGGAACUCCGGCUGUCAAAUUUACAGUAUGAAUCUAAAAUUAAAGAACUUAAAAGCAAUAUUCGCAAAUAUGAAGAAAAUUUUGAAUUAGAGCAUAUUGAAAAUAAGAUUGCUGAUGAACAAGAAAGGGCUUCAGUCAUCUCACUUUCUAGACGAGCCGUAAGAAUCACUAUUAACCAAACUCAACAAAAAAUAAAUGAAGUAAUACAAACUAAAGGUAAAACAUCGUACAACAUUUCAAAAGCAAAAAGCCUAAACGAUAAAUUAGAUAGAAAGUAUUUUAAAAAACAUGAAUAUUUGAAAUCGGAAUUGCUUAUGAAACUCAACGUUUUAAAACAAAUGAAUUUAUCGAAUGAAUCGAACUUGACCCAAUUACAAACAGAACAUGAUUUAUUACUGUCGAAAGUCAAAAAAAGUAAAGAAGAUAUAAUAAAAAAACAAUGUCUAAUCAGUGAAAUUUCUAAGAUGAAUUUUAAAACGAAGAAAUAUAUUGAUUCUAACAUAAAAGAAAUGAGUAAUUUAUUGUCCCAAAUGCCUGAGCUAAAGCUAAUUAAUUCUGAUCACCAAACUGAGAUAAAAAAGUUGAAUACCAAGCUUUCCAAUUAUAACGCCACUAAUGAUAAAUUUAAAAGUGAGUUACUGACGGAAUUUGAAGCCUUAGCCAAAAACUGUACUGAUUCGUACGAGAUGAAACGUAAACAAUGUGAAGAAAUGCAAUCUAAUAAUGAAAAAAUUAAGCAAAUGUGUAAGAAGAAACAAGAUGAAAUAACAAAAUUAUCGCUCGAAUUAAAGGAGCUAAACAAGUCUAAAGAGAACGUCAUUAAGGAAGAGGAAGAGAUAAAGAAAGAAAUUGAAAUACUAGAGAAAAUUGUUGUUAAAGCCAGACAAAAUAGUAAGGGGAUAAAAAACCCCUUAUUUAAAGAAAAAGAAGAGAAUAGCGGUGAUAGUUUUUAAAUGAUUACUAUCCUUACAAUACUCACAAAAGUUGAUAGUGUCUGAAACACAGUUCAGUUCAGUCAUUUUAUACACUUUAGGUGGUGGUUAUACACCAUAUAUUCUUAUUUUUUUCAUUUUAUGACCUUUAUGUAAUAUUUUUAAAUUUAUUUCCAAUAUUUUCACUACAUUACAAAUACGUGGUGCUAACGUAUGAUGUGACAUCCUUCAUAAUUUAUGUAAGCUGAAAUAAGUUGAAUUACAAUGUCUUCAUUUACCUCAUACGUUGUCAUCGCACAAAGAACUAGGAAAUUUAUUGUGUUUAUUGUUUGUUCAUUUAUUCAUUAGGUUUUGUAUUUAAAUAAAAAUUUUUGUACCGGU
Messenger RNA from Aethina tumida (small hive beetle), 2273 nucleotides. Its product is annotated as early endosome antigen 1-like. The record is from RefSeq and is a predicted model, not a curated record. Bases 606 to 1913 code for a protein of 435 amino acids. The transcript has 3 exons. NCBI's taxonomy places the organism in Eukaryota, Metazoa, Arthropoda, Insecta, Coleoptera, Nitidulidae.